AUGACACACUGGCAGUGUAGGUGGGCCCUGCCCUGGGCCAUGCUCCUGCUUCUCUUAGUUUUCCAGCUCCUAGUUAUUCACAGAUGGAAUUCCCAAGAGGAGAAAGACAGUGACACGGAAAGUCAUUUCCCUGCCACUGUGGAGUAUGCCUUACACAUAUUCAACCUGCAGAGCAAGGACAUGAAGGCCUACAGACUGGUGCGCAUCCUAAAUUCCUGGAAGGAGCAGGUAGAAGACGACCUGGCGUUCUCCAUGGAGCUGGAGCUUCGCAGAACCAAAUGUGGGAAAUUUGACGAAGACAUUGACAACUGUCCCUUUCAAGAAAGCUCAGAGCUGAACGAUACUUUCAACUGCUUCUUCACCAUUGGUACGUGCUGGGAAACAACCUUCUAUCUCUUGCACAAGAUCUGCUUGGAGGGCUUCCACUGA
Molecule: messenger RNA, 429 nt
Organism: Leptonychotes weddellii (Weddell seal)
Lineage: Eukaryota; Metazoa; Chordata; Mammalia; Carnivora; Phocidae
Product: cystatin-9-like
Biological process (GO): antimicrobial humoral response
Molecular function (GO): cysteine-type endopeptidase inhibitor activity
Source: RefSeq, a predicted model, not a curated record